Molecule: messenger RNA, 785 nt
Organism: Cucurbita moschata (crookneck pumpkin)
Lineage: Eukaryota; Viridiplantae; Streptophyta; Magnoliopsida; Cucurbitales; Cucurbitaceae
Product: universal stress protein A-like protein
Exons: 4
Coding region: 135-659 (174 amino acids)
Source: RefSeq, a predicted model, not a curated record
AACACUUGCGAAAGAGAAACUAACUAGCAGCUUCAAGAACCUUCUUCCAUUGCUAUAAAAUCCAAAGCUCCUCCCUCAAACAGAACGCUUAAACAGCGAGAGACAGAGAAAUCAUAUCAUAUUGGCAGCGAAACAUGUCGGAAAACAUGGAGAAGGAUCACAAUCGGCGAGUUGGAGUAGCCAUGGAUUACUCUGCAACAAGCAAAUCAGCUUUAAAAUGGGCUGCUCAUAACCUUCUUACCCAUGGAGAUCAAUUGAUUUUGAUCCAUGUUGAGCCUCCCAAUUCUGAUACUCCCAGAAAGCUCCUCUUUCAAGACACUGGCUCACCUUUGAUUCCUCUUGAGGAAUUCAGAGAGAUUAAGUUGGAGAAGCAGUAUGGACUGAGAAAUGAUGCAGAAGUUCUUGAUGUUCUUGACUCAUUAGCUACAUCCAAAGGGGUCAGAGUUGUGGCUAAGGUUUAUUGGGGCGAUCCAAGGGAGAAAUUGUGUGAGGCUGUGGAGGAUCUUAAGCUUGAUUCGCUUGUUCUUGGAAGCAGGGGUUUAGGCUCUAUCAAGAGGGUAUUGAUUGGGAGUGUGAGCAGCUACGUUGUGAAGAAUGCUUCAUGUCCUGUUACUGUGGUGAAGGGGAGGCCAUUGCCAUUGCCAAACUCCAAGCCUUGAUUCUUACAUCUAUUUUGCCUAUUGUAUAUUUAGACACGUUUUUGUUAUUUCUAAUAAUAUGGUUCAAUGUUUCUUUCAAAAUACUUCUUUGUUUACCUGUAACAGUUCAAGUUUAUCGUCAGUAGA